Molecule: messenger RNA, 459 nt
Organism: Rangifer tarandus platyrhynchus (Svalbard reindeer)
Lineage: Eukaryota; Metazoa; Chordata; Mammalia; Artiodactyla; Cervidae
Source: the annotation of a GenBank genome assembly
AUGCGUGGUGGGCGGGAAGGCCAGGACUGUCGGGAAUCCUCCUAUCUCCAUAUCUCGGGUGUCAUUUUUCUGCCAUUCCACAGAAUUGACUCACACCACGGCCUUGCACAGGCCAUGUCGGAGGAUGUGGCUGUGCUGGUGUAUCUCGCCUGCCGCCCUGAGCCAUUUUUUCACCCUUCUCUGCCUCGCUCUGUGUCCAGGAAGCUGACCCCUCCGUCUUCCAGCCCCUUCUGCGCUGUUGGCUGGUUUCUAACUUACACCAGCCAAUGGGAAGCGCCGGUAGGAGACUGGCGGGGAAAAGGCGGACCGGGCGGGCUGGGAUGCUUCUUGCCUGUCCCUCCCGGAUCUGGAACCUCAGACCUGACAGUGUCACGUUCCUCUGUGACAAUAGCUACCCCUGGAGCAACAGCCCCCUCUUCCACUGGGUUCCAUCCUUUCCUUCUGCCUGUUCAGGCCUAG